AUGAAAAGUUUAAACGUGAUCUCAUGGCAUUAUCAGACACCUGAAAGGAGAGCCCUGAAGAGAAACCGACUGGGACCACCUGAUGUUUAUCCGCAAGAUGCAAAGCAGGAAGAAGAUAAUUUAGGGGCAGAUCGUUUGAAAAAGGGUUAUCAAGUUGCCGUGACAUCUUAUGAACAUGAAUCAAUUGUUUAUAAUGUCAAGAUGCCACGAUUAGAUCGUUUGGAUGAUACGAUGUUACGUGGGGCUCAAUUAGUAAUGCAAAUAAUGGCGAAAAAAAUGGAACUGAAUGCAAAUCUUGAUAAAGAAAGAAAGCGUGCAGGAAGUGCUAUUACGAAAGAUACUAUCGGAAGCGGAGGAAACAGCGUGGGAGGGAGCACACAAAUACAUUUCCAACAGUUCAGUCAUAAUGCAGAAAAAGCGAAAAAAUCAAAGGAACGGAACGACUGGUUUACUGAUUUGGCUCAUGGCAAGCCUUUGGCAGUACUAGCCAGGAAACCACCAUUUUUUCGUAAAAAGGAGGAUGCGUUGGAAUACUUGUGUGAUUAUAAAGUACCGGUUAAUCGAGCGCUAUGGUUUCUAAAAGUAAUUGCUGUUGGUGGUCAAGGAUGUAGUAGCAACGUUAAUAAGCAGAAGAAAUCCACUACUGACCAAUUGGCUUCCGAACUCGCAUCACUUUUCACGAAAUAUGUAAAACUAAUGCUUAAUCAAAUGAACGACAGCGCCAAACUAGAAUCAAAUAUUGUUUAUACCGAUCGGUGGCCGCAUUUUGUGUACAUUUGUAAACAUGCUUACGAGGAUGGGAUGGUCGAGAAACAGGAAUUUUUGAUGGACUUACUGGACAUAUUCAAUGAUCGGUUUGUGCAGCCCAUUGAAAAUCGUCGAAAUGACAAGUCAUCGAUUCAUUCUUUUUUGCACCAUGGAUCCGGAAUUGCUUCAAACAGCAAUCAAUCCCAUUACAUCACAUUAUUCCGUCUUUUUCUUUUAUUUAUUUGUCAAUACACGGAUCAAAUUACACAGAAUAUAGUUUUAUCGAAAAGAUGCUCAUUUUUGGUAUGCCACAGAUUGGAAUUGUAUCGAGACGAAGCUGAGGAGCGGGAAGGCAGGUUGGUGGAUUGUAUCGAGCUGUUUGAUGACAUGCAGCAAUGCAUUCAUCAGCGUGCAAUAAUUUUGACACUUUGUGGUAUGCUGUAUGCUAUACUAAUUGAUUGUCCUGCUGCUCUGAUAUGGAAUAAAUAUGAAGUAUCACCCGGACGUCCACCUACAAUGCUUCACCAGUUAUGCGGUUCACCACUGGAUCAUCUACCUUGUCCGUUCGAAAGUCUUCCUUUGCCGCCGGGUCACGGCACUGAGCGAUUGCAGGAGUUUAUUCAGCUUCGACUGGCUGAGGUACGCCGGCGUUCUCGUGCGUGCGAAAAUAAAUGGUCAUUGAAUUAUGCACAGAAGAAGGGCUUUGCAGCUAUGGUUUUGCAAUGUCUCGAAAUUGUUGGUGUACUUGAUGCAGCACGUUUGGAUCAACCAAACUGCAUCGAAAAAAUUUAUGCAAUAAUUUUUAAUGGACCCUCCAAAGAAAGCUUUGAGCACGAACAUGCAAUCCGUGUAAAAAUGCUUCUACAAUGGGCAGUAACAAUGGAAAGAGAGGGGACUCAUCGUGCAAUGCUCGUCUCUCAGUUACUUGCAUUCCGGAUUAAUCACCGAAAAACAUUCAAAUUUGGUUCAUUAACUCUGCAAGAAAUAUUAUUGGAAUUUCUUGUGACAGAAGGGCCGGAUCCGGAAACUACUGACAAAGACCGUUUUUGUCAAGAGUUUGCUAAUCUAAUGUUACUAUUCAUUGAAUUGCAACGUGCCGGUGUUUUUUCCCAUGAUUUCUAUGUGAAGGAAUUGAUUCGGACUGGUGAAAUGUUAGAAUACAUACCAUUAAUGCAGAAAAUCAGGAAGCGGAAAGAAGAUAAACAAAAAGCGAAUUUCUUUCAGACAUCCAAUACAUCUACGUUAUUUUCAACAUUUACGUCUCAACCCAGUGAAGCAACUACUGCGCUUUUAGCGGGAGCAGCAGCGACAUCACCUCCACUUGUGACAAUACCGACUGACUUGCCUGACGAGCAUCCAUAUUUGUGGGAAGAUUUAUCAAUUCAUGAACGAUUGUUGAUACAUUUACCCAUUCCACAGUCAGCCGAAUACAGAAGUGAAUGCAAUCAAAGAUCUCUCCUGUUAUACGGAAUUAGUGCGGAACGUGAUGCUGUAAAACUGGAGUUGAGGCGCUUAGCACGUGAACUGUCAAAACUUUGGCAAAAGCGAAUUGUUAUUGAAUUUUCUUUCAAUAAACCAUUGGAAAUUCGAUUUAAAAAACGAGCUACACGUGAACAACUUCGAGAAAGCAUGACCAAAUUUAGAUCAUGUACAUAUUAUGAUCAACUCGUCCUUUGUGGUUGGUGCUGUGAAUCGUUUAUUCAGAUGGUGCAGGAUUUUGUUGAUGGUCAUAGUUGUGUGUUACCUACUGCUGAGGGACUUGAUAUUGUUUUAGAAAUGUGUGAGCUGGCGCAGAAUGUUGCUGGCAUUAUGGAAUUCGCUGAGGAAUUAUUACCUCUAUUAGUAUUAAUUGAACGGGUACUUCUGGAGCGUCGUGUUGACUGUGUUCCAAGUAAUGUAUCAGCUCAGCUUGGUUACGUUCUAACUGCAUAUAUUUCCCACAAUUAUUAUUAUUUUUUGUACUCUCAAAAUGCAUCCAACAUUGUACAAGGGCUAUAUCGAGUUAUUGAAAGUCAGUUGAAAUCAUCAGAUUCAUGUCUAACGGGGUGGGGACGUACUAUUGCUGUUUUUGUACUCGAUGCAAAGAAACAACUUAUCGAAAGUGGUUUGUGUAGUCAUAAAAUUGAAGCAAAACGCGAGCUGCUAAAACGGGUGAUACCGCCUUGGAAACCAACACACAGUACAGGCGACAGGAAUCCGUGUGGAGGACAGCGAUAUGCCUACAAUGCUAGCACUUUCAAAGAAUUGCUCGAGGAACCGAAGCGUAUAUUUUCCUUUAAUGAAUAUCGCCGCUUGCAUGCAGUUAUCGAUGGCACGGAUGAUGCACGAUAUAGUUUUGUUGUGAGCGCACUGCUUGCUGCAGUACGCGGAGUUAGCAAUGCGUCUGGGAAUGAUAGUACGGGAAUUGGUGCAACAACAAUGGAAAGAGUUACAGGGGAUCGUUUGGUUGAAUUGGCAAAUAUUUGUGGACAUGUUAGUGCUCAAGCAGCUCAGGCAGAGAAAUAUUUAGAUUGGUGUGGUGCUCUUCAAGCACUGUGCUGUUCAAGUUUGCAAGGUGGAACUUCGGCAUUCCCGGAUCUUCUGAUGGAAAUCAAUGUGGAAGAUUCAACAUGUCACUACAAUAUUGCUACGUUCUACAUGUUGCUGGCGGGACGUAGCUGUUUCAGUAUAAAUGCACUGGUUCAUCAAUUACUGCAUACAGCACUGAAAUCGUUACUUAAUUGUGGAAUUGGUAAAGUAUCGGAUGCGGACGCAGAGGCCGGUGUUUGUUUGGCACUUCUGGUGCUAGCUAAUAUCAUAUGCCAAAGUGAUCAGCCCAUCAUUCUUUCAUCACAAUAUACUGGUGAUCGAAUCAACUCGAACAUUUGUAAAGCAGAUCGGUGGAUCUUAUCGGAAAGUCAUUUGCAUGAUGUUGGCGAUGAAGUUUGUGCACUAUUGGUCACAAUUUGUAUGAUUGCUGAUUAUACUAAGCAUAAAUUGAGAGAUCGGUACUCAGAUGAUGGUAAACCGAUUGAUCAACGUGCAUUUCGUCGUGAGUACAUAGCGGAACUAUCGAAAGGAGUACUAAUGGCAAUGUGCGAGCAGGAAUGGGUUACACAGCGAAUAUAUAGAAGAUGUGAAGAUGGUGCAAUGGAUUGUUUCUCCUCUCAUCAACUUCGCAAAAACUGCUUGGGUCAACAAUUAUUACGUAUGGCUUUGCGAAGACGUAGUGAGCGUGAAAUAGUACGUGAAUUAACUAUCUGUAAUGGAAAUAGUAAAAAAUCACUGAUCGAUAAACUGCUCAAUGUUUUGAAUAUAUGGAAUACGCGAGCAACUUAUUUUGAUUUUAAAUUAAUGAUUCGAGAGAUUUCACCGGAAGGUUGCACAACUAAGCAUGCUCAGCAAGGUGCAAUUGCUGCGGAUGCACUGCUUGGUGAAAUUGGUAAAUGUUGUCGAGAUUUAUUUACACAGUCACAUAAAUCUGAUAAAAAAUUACCACCUGCUGCCGUCGGCAAAGCUUUCAGAUUGAAAGAUAUCACGGCCUACUGGCUGAUCAGUCCAUUGGUACAUGCCUGUCCACGACCGGGCAAUUUACCGGCCUCAUUCCCUGCGAUUACCGUACAAGGAAAAUUUCUCAAAGAAGCAGCAGCAAUGCUUGAUACUUCAUCUGAUAAUAACAAAGAAAGAAUCCAACAAAGUGCUUGGUUGCUGAGUCAAGAGCCAUUUUUGAACUUGGUGCUGACAUGUUUAAAUGGUGAGGAACAGCAACGUGAUGGUUUGGUCGGUUCAAUGCUUAAACAGCUACAGGAGUUGGCAUUGAAAGCUAAAGAUAAUCCCCUUUUACCAUAUUUGCGCAUAUUUUCGUUAGAACGUGAAGGGGUACUAUUGCGAAUAUCUCUGGUUGGAGGUAUGUUUGACUCAGUAUGUCAUACUUCGACUUGUGAUACAUGGGCAUUGACAUUAUUUCAACUAAUGCUUUAUGGAGUUAUCUCAAAGGAACGAGACGGAUAUUUGUUCGAUUCAUGUUACGAUAUGCUAUCUACUCUGUUGAUAUGGUCGAUUACUGAUCCGAUGAAUGCAGCGGCGAUGAAUACACAAGAUCCAGAUACCAAAUUUCGAUUUCCUACUUACUCUUUGAUCGUUAAAAAGCUCCGAAAGGAAUUGAGCGAACGUGCAUUAAUUCCUGAACUUCGUUCACUAAUGCAGUUUCUACCUAUUCCAAAACCCCAGGUUGAGCUGAUAACCUGUGAACCAUAUGGCACAGUACCAAGUUCACCACAAAAACUUGGAAAGAGCCAAUCGCAAGGGCAAUUAAUCCAAACAACAGUAAAAGCUAAUCGUCAUGGGCUGCAGUUUGCUGAAAAAGUGAAGUUAUCAGCAUACGAUAUAAUACAAUACCUAAAUGUCGAUUCAACUUUACUCAAGCGUCCCUGGAACUGGUCAAUGUUACAGGCUGUAAAAUUAGAUCGUUUGCCAGUUCCUGUACAACGAUACAUUCAACGUUUAGUACACCAUUCUCAUUACAAUGAAUUUGUUCGCCCGACAAUUUGUGGAAUGGAUCGACCACCCAAUCUGGAUAUCUAUCUUUCACCACCGAUGAUGGAUGUUUCGGAAACACCGGCAACUUUGCAUCAUGUUUCUUCGAGUGCUGCUACCUCAACAACCACAUCUGCCAGUUCUACGAAUGUAUCGGUAUCCUCAGGUGGUGCAGCUAUGGAUGUGGGUGCAACUUUGGGUCCCGUGGCACAAGGUCGUGCAGUGGGAUACCAGUCAGGUGCCACUCCUAGCUGCACAUCCAUCCCCGAUGCAUCUACGGCAUCUGGUGCUCCUGGCGCACCAAAUACUGCAACAGGGAUGAUGUUUCCGGCACAAGGUGGUUCGAUGCCGGCGCUACCGGAUCUAACAGGGCGAAGUCAAAACAGUGCGUCGCCAAGAGGUGCAAGAGGUGGACGUCGCAAAGCAACAGGUCUUUCUACUCGUUCCCAAGGUACCACUCGCAAACAACGGCAGCAGCGACAGCAAACUGUUGAUCAGUUGGCUGUAGCAGCUGCAGCAGCGGCCGCCGCUGCGCAGCAACAACAGCAACAAAUGACCGGUGCUGUUAGUUGUGGCGGUGCUGGACCACCGUCGCAACCGACAUAUCCAGGCGCCUGGGCCAGUGGUCAACAGCAGGCAGGAGUACCGCAACAGUUUGCAUCUGGAUCUUCAGCAGCUCCUGCUGGAGUGGGGCAACCAGGUGCUCCAAUGGGUACUCAAACGACAGAAGAUUCGAAAAUGAAGAUUCACUCUAUGAUCCUACAAAAGCGACAGGCACAAGCUGCCAGUGGUGUUGCUGCAAUGCAACAGGGCACUACAGGUGGACCUCAGCCAACUCUGCAGGAUGUUAACGCUUACCAGAUCUCUGGAGGACCGGCACAAUAUGGUGGUGGUAUGGUAAUGAAAGUUGAGACGGGUGCUAGUUCUAUGCAAAUGACUGAUCAUACUCAACAACAACAACAACAGCAACAGCAGUAUGCGCAACAACAACAGUUAAUUCAAAUGCAACAGGAUACCCAAGGAGGUUCUCAGUAUGUUGUACAUCACCAACAACGAGGUGGUGUAGCUUACGGACAACAGUCGGUGCAGCAGGCAGCUUAUGAUUCUCGGUUCAGCCAACAGCAGUUACAAUAUGGACAGCAGGCUCAGCAGCAACAGCAAUAUCAUCCAUCACAGCAGUACUAG
Messenger RNA from Acanthocheilonema viteae, 6447 nucleotides. NCBI's taxonomy places the organism in Eukaryota, Metazoa, Nematoda, Chromadorea, Rhabditida, Onchocercidae. The record is from the annotation of a GenBank genome assembly.